Molecule: messenger RNA, 1701 nt
Organism: Sander lucioperca (pikeperch)
Lineage: Eukaryota; Metazoa; Chordata; Actinopteri; Perciformes; Percidae
Gene: tspan13a
Product: tetraspanin 13a
Exons: 6
Coding region: 170-787 (205 amino acids)
Cellular component (GO): membrane
Source: RefSeq, a predicted model, not a curated record
UUAUCUGCGUGAAGUCGUGACUCAUUUGUUAUAAAGACAACUGACCAAUCAGCGAGCAGGAUCUGCUGUUCAGGAAACGCUGCCUGGUUUCCACCUGCAGACAAGAAGCCUCGAGACCGAGCCAGUCUCAUCUAAAAGGCUGGAAGAAGGACUGUCGCGGCGAGCAGCGAUGGUUUGCGGCGGAUUCAUUUGCACCAAGAACGCACUCUGCGCUCUCAAUAUAGUCUAUGUUUUGGUGGGUCUGCUGCUAAUCGGAGUGGCAGGCUGGGGGAAAUGGUUGGACUUGGUCUCCAGCAUCAGGGUGGUGGCAGGGGUCAUCGGCGUGGGCAUCUUCCUGUUUGUGGUUGCCUUUGUGGGGCUGUGCGGCGCCCUGAAGCACCACCAGGUCCUGCUCUUCUUCUACAUGAUAAUCCUGUUCAUAGUGUUUGUCGUGCAGUUUUCUGUGUCCUGUGCUUGUCUGGCACUGAAUAAAGAGCAACAGAACCACCUGCUGGAGGUUGGAUGGAACAAAUCCGAGGCCACUCAAAAGGACCUUGAGAAAACACUUGACUGUUGUGGCUUCCUUUCUGUUCCAGUCAAUGGCUCAUGUGCAGCUAGAUGCUUUCACAACCCUCAAAUGACUUGUGACACGUGCUCAGACAUCAUCCAGCGGUAUGCUGGAGAUGUGCUACGGUUUGUUGGUGGUAUCGGACUCUUCUUCAGCUUUACAGAGAUCCUCGGAGUUUGGCUCGCCCACAGAUACAGAAAUAUCAAAGAUCCUCGCACAAAUCCCGGAGCCUUUCUAUAACCACACACAAUUUAAUAAACCCAAAAAAUUGCACUGCUGUAUAAUUGUUUUUCCCUUUUUUUGGAAAUCACAUUUACAUUUGUAAGAUUUAAAGUGAGACUUCAACUUUUGCUGUAGCUGCAACUUGAGUGACAAUGAAAGGAUAAUGAUGGCAGUUUAACAGUAAUGUUCCAAGUUGGGUUUUAUUGCUUAACAAUUCAACAGUUUGCUUUAAUUGCUGCUCGAUUACCUUCAUUGUAAUGAUACUUUUCUUGCUGUGAAUAUUGCCCUUUUUUAAAGGAGUAGUUUAACAUUUAGGGAAAUCGGAGUGUUCACUUUCUUGUAAAUUUCAUGUAAAUAUGAAGCUACCAACAAAGCCUGGAAGAUGGGGUAAACGGCUAGACUGGCUCUGUCCAAAGGUAACAAUAUCCACCUGCUGGCACCUCUGAAGCUCACUAAUUAACAUCUUGUUUGUUUUUAAUCCAUACAAAAACUAUUCUCCGCAAAUUAACGUAAUUCCCAAAAUAUCAAACUGUUACUUUAAGUGAAACCUGAUACAUGUAUGGACUAUUUCAUUCUAAUCUGUCUCAAAGCGAUAGACGAUAACAGCAGCUGUGUAUGCUCACCAUACACGCACCUUAUGCAAAUAAACUGCAGGUUAGCACUGCGAUGACUGGACGAAUACACAUUGGUUUGGUUUGCAGACAGUGGAUUUGGGUGUAGGGUGUCCUUAACAGCAGGAAAAUAUCAAAUUAAAGUCACACCUGUUGCUCCUUGGACAUACUGUUAUGAAGCCAGGUUUGUUUUGGUUUUAUGUAUUUAUUGCUUUUUGUUUCCUGUUCAAAACACAUCUGAACAUUAUGAAUUCAUACUUAAUGUUUCGUAACAUUGUCUUUUUCCUUCAUUGUCUAAAAUAAACAUGCAGAGUUGCAACA